Drosophila bipectinata is the source of this 2417-nucleotide messenger RNA. RefSeq names its product waterproof (gene wat). Gene Ontology annotation, biological process: long-chain fatty-acyl-CoA metabolic process. The record is from RefSeq and is a predicted model, not a curated record. Gene Ontology annotation, cellular component: peroxisome. Lineage: Eukaryota; Metazoa; Arthropoda; Insecta; Diptera; Drosophilidae. Gene Ontology annotation, molecular function: alcohol-forming very long-chain fatty acyl-CoA reductase (NADP+) activity.
GAGCUGAGUCUGUUUUCGUCUGCCUGGCAGCGCGGUUCUGGAACGCGUAACGAUCGUCUCGUCGUCGGAAAAAUCACUUUUCAAACUCGGGACUCUAUUCGGUUUUUGGUAUCGGUCCGGAUCGCGUCGAUCGCUGGUCGAGCUUCCCCCCCAAUCAACCAACCUGUUGCAAUAAUUGUGGCCGACAAUUUUGGAAUCGCGCUUUUCGAUACUCGAUUGUGCAACAUUGCGUGCGGCAUAAAAAGCGCGUAAAAGUAUUUUCGAAAACGAGAAGUAAAAAAAUUUCGAAAGUGGCCAAUAAAGAAUAAAAUUACACAAAUUGUCAAAUACUUUCGUAAAGGAUAUUCCCGUGUGUGGAUUGCGCUGAAAUCGAAACUGAAACGAAGGCUCGUGUGGCAGAUUAACGAGGCCUGUAAUUUGCCAAACAAAAAAUAAGAGAAAAACAACAAAAAAGACAUUUUGUCGAAAUCCACUCCUCAUCCAACCUGUGGGCGUGGAAUCUGUGCAGCCAGCAGAGCGAUAAUUAGGAAGUACUUACGUGGCUAAGAUGGAUGAUCCCAAAAUAAUGAACAUCAUGAACGGCAUGAAGACACGGGAAGAUCAUUGUCAGCUCAUAAACGACGUCAAGGACGAGUCGCCCAUGCAAAUGUUCUACAAGGACAAGGGCGUCUUCCUCACCGGCGGCACAGGAUUCUUUGGCAAAAUUAUCAUUGAGAAAUUGUUGCGCGUCACAGAGGUGGGACAAAUCUAUUUGCUGAUACGUACCAAGAAGGGCAAGGAUGCUUUUGCUCGCAUCGAGGAUCUGUUUAACGAUCCGGUCUUCGACAAGAUGAAGCAGGUUAACCCCAAGUACCGCUGCCAGAUAACCAUCAUCAGUGGAGAUUGUUCGCUUCCUGGCUUGGGCAUUUCACCCGACGAACGCGAAACGAUCCUGGAGAACGUCAACAUUGUCCUUCACAGUGCUGCCACUGUUCGAUUUGAUGAGAAGCUCAAAAUGGCCAUCGCCAUCAAUGUCCACGGCACCAAGGAAAUCAUCAAGCUGGCCAAAGAAGUUGUGAAUCUUAAGGCACUUGUCCACGUCUCCACUGCAUUUGCCCACUGCAAUAUGCGUCACAUCCAGGAGAGAUUCUACAGCGGCACCAUGACCGGGGAAAAUGCUUUUAAGCUGAGUGAAUGCCUCGAUGAGCACACUCUGAAUACCCUAACUCCAACCAUCAUCAAGGGAUAUCCAAAUACGUAUACUUUUACCAAAGUCCUGGCCGAAAAUGUGGUUCAACAGAGUGCCCAGAAUCUGCCAGUCACCAUCUUCAGACCCGGAAUUGUCAUCACUACCUACCGUGAACCGGUCACUGGCUGGAUUGACAACAUGUAUGGUCCUUGCGGCGUUAUUGUGGGCAUUGGUUCGGGAGUCCUUCGGGUCUUCACCGGCGACAUGGAUAACAAGGCGCAUAUCGUGCCGGUGGACAUGUGUGUGAAUGCCCUGCUGGCCAGUGCUUGGGAUAUAGCACGCAACAAGUAUGAAACGCCACCGAUUUACAACUAUGUGCCGGAUCAGGAGAACAUGGUCAGCUGGAGGCGUUACAUGGAGGAUGGCUUCGAGUACGGCUGCGACAUUCCCAUGCGAAAAUCCAUAUGGUAUCCGCGAUUCACGAUUGUGCCACACAUGUGGCAGUACCACAUUCUGUGCUUCCUCUACCACACGUUGCCCGCCCUGGUUAUGGAUGCCAUUAUGGUUCUUAUAGGCAAGAAGCCAAGAAUGAUGAAAAUCUACCGCAAAAUUCAUAAACUGAGCAACGUCCUUAAAUACUUCAGUUCAAAUGAGUUCCGCUUCGACAACGAUAACGUAAGAAAAUUAACAGCAAAGUUGGACGACCGGGACAAGAGGCUCUUCGCCUUCGAUAUGCGUGAUCUGGACUGGACCAAUCUAUUCCGGGUUAGUCUCUACGGACUGCGGCUCUAUGUGGUCAAGGAUGAUCCUAGCAAUAUUCCCGAAUCCAUUAAGCGCUAUGAGAGAUUGAAGGUCCUACACUACACGACGCUGGCUGUUUUCUAUUCGUUAGCCGCCUGGGCGCUAUAUGCCCUCGUCAGGCUCUUCUUAUGAGAUCCUUAAGUCUAUUUAACAAUUGUAACCAUUUUAGGGCAUGUCUUUCUACUUCAACUAUCCUUGAUUCUUUCAGUGUAAAGCCUUAACGUUUCCGUCUCCACAAUAGUUGUUAGUUGUAGUUGUAUGUAUGUAUGUUUUUACCAUAUCCAUAUGCCCCAAAGUCAUAUGUUUGAAACGCUUUAUCCGAACCUUAUAUAGCUUAGUUUAUACGUACGUCUGUAAAUGUAAAUUCGCUCUAUUGUAUUGUGAAAUGUGGAUGUAGAUGAUUGAUUACAAGCACAAUAAAUACUGCUUCACAUAUUGUUUGGGAUAA